AUGUCGUAUCUGUCUUCGAGUCUGGUAAUCGCGGGUCUGGCCUGGCUCUCGUACCUCGUCGGCCUGGUCGUGUACAGACUUUACUUCCACCCUCUGGCUCGAUUCCCAGGGCCCAAGUACGCGGCGAUCAGCAAGUGGCAUGAGUACUACUACGACGUCCAUUUGCAGGGGAAAUUUAUCUUCCACAUAAAAGCCCUGCAUGAAAAGUAUGGACCCAUUGUUCGCAUCACCCCGGACGAGGUGCAUAUCCUCGACUCAGACUUCUGGGAAACCAUCUACACCAAAGCUGGCAGGGUUGAUAAGUACGAUUGGAUGUCUGGUCGCUUCGGAAACGAGAAUUCGGUCCUCAGCACAGCGCCAGACGAGCUGCAUCGCAUCCGACGAAAUGCCCUGAACCCUUUUUUCUCGCGAAAAAGAAUCAUCGACCUGCAGGUCAUCAUUCGCAAGAAGCUUAACCGCUUACUCGCAAAGGCACGAGAGUACCAGCAAUCUGGCGCGCCUGCGGUCAUCAGUCGGGGCUAUAUGGCCUUGGCUGAAGAUGUGAUCAUGGAAUACUGCUUCGCUCACGACUAUAACAGUCUCGAUGUGCCGGAAUGGACGCCUAUUCUUCAUGACCCCUUCAGGGCGGUCAGCAUCAGUGGCAACAUGUCGCUGCAGUUCCCUGUGGUGCCCAAGAUCCUGAAUUGCUUACCACAGUCCUGGCUUGUCAAGUUGGAGCCACUGUAUGCCCUUGUUUUCAAGAUGCAACAAGAUUUUGCCAAACAAAUCGUCAACUUGAAAGCCGGCAAGAUUGACGCCCUCGCCGAAAAGUCCGACCAUCCGACUGUAUUCUCUGAGCUACUUCGAGGCGACCUCCCUCCAAGUGAGAAGUCCGACCGCCGCCUGCAGGAUGAAGCACAGUUGAUCAUAGGCGCUGGGCUCGCCACCACGGGCUGGACCCUCAGCGUAGCCACUUUCUACAUCCUGAACGAUCCAAAUGUCCUUGGGCGCCUGCGGAAAGAACUCGAGGAAGCCAUUCCAGAAACCAACGAGCUGGACCCAAGCCAGCCGCUCGAGUGGACAGAAUUAGAGAAGCUGCCUUAUCUGUCGGGCUGCAUAAAAGAAGCUGUCAGGCUGUCCUAUUCCACGACGGCACGCAAUGCCCGUCUAUUUGCCAAGCCCGUCCAGUACGGCGAAUGGACCAUUCCGGCCAGGACACCGAUUUCGAUGACAAUCCCGUUUCUCAACCAUGACGAGGAGAUCUUCCCCAACUCCACGUCCUUUGUCCCGGAGCGGUGGCUCGACUCACCAAAAGCCAAAAAUGGGUCCAGUUUGGACAGAUAUUUUGUGGGAUUUGGCAAGGGCACGAGGUCUUGUUUGGGUAUUAACCUCGCCUAUGCCGAACUGUACUUGACCCUGGCAGCUAUGUUCCGAUACUUCCAAAUGGAGCUGUACGAGACCGACAAGAGCGAUGUGGAGUUGGCUCACGACUUCUUUCUUCCAUUUCCCCGACUGGAUUCCAAGGGGGUUCAGGUGAUUGUUAAACCAACCAAGAACAAUGGAUGA
Molecule: messenger RNA, 1545 nt
Organism: Fonsecaea erecta
Lineage: Eukaryota; Fungi; Ascomycota; Eurotiomycetes; Chaetothyriales; Herpotrichiellaceae
Exons: 4
Coding region: 1-1545 (514 amino acids)
Molecular function (GO): iron ion binding; oxidoreductase activity, acting on paired donors, with incorporation or reduction of molecular oxygen; monooxygenase activity
Source: RefSeq, a predicted model, not a curated record